CUUUUCCUUAUAUUUUCACAUCUUUUGUUGACAAACAUCUAUUUGAUUUUGGUAUUUAUUUAUUUCUAAAAUAUGGUUUCAAAGGAAAAACUACUCAUUCUUGGCUUCUUUGUCAUAGUUGUUUUGAUAUCCUCAAAGGUGACAGCUAGAGACUUGGCUAAGGAUUCCUCAGUCUCUACAAAAUUCGAAGUAUUUGAAGAAAACAAUGAUGCAAGUGGUGUCAAAUAUAACAAAAAUAUAAGCACAAGAAACAAUAGUGUUCAUCCCGAUUGGUUCAUCAUUCCUUGGAUUCCCAAGAUUCCAUGGAUUAUUCCUUGGAUUCCCAAGAUUCCUUGGAUUCCUUGGUUGCCUAUGCCUGGAGGGGGAACACCGCCUGGUGGUGGUUACGGGGGACCCGGAGAACCUAGUGCUCCCGGUGGUGGUUAUGGGGGACCCGGAGAACCCAGUGCUCCCGGUGGUGGUUAUGGGGAACCACCUAAAGAACCUAGUGCUCCAGGUGGUGGUUACGGAGGACCUGGAGAACCUAGCGGAUCUAUCAACCCGGGACAACCUGGAGAUCCUGGGGAGCCUGUCGAACCAGGACCAGUCGGGCCUGGCGAACCACCUGGAAAACCUGGUGGUCUUAGCGAGCAUGGUGGUAGUAUGACAGCUAGGAUGCCUAGGGUUGAAACAGAUAGGACUCCUGGAGGUGGUUCUGGGGUGGCUGGAGGGGGUUCUCCUAAUCAAAAAGAUUAUCAUGGAGGACACAUAUAAAAUUGUGUUGUUAUUAUUAUUAAUAAUACUUAGUUCUAUCUCUCAAAAACCAAUACUUAAUUGUACACAAGUGUUGGUAUUGUAACGACUUAGUGAGAUCGUGAUGCUAGAGUUUUUAUUUCAACUUUAAGAAUAAUAUUGCAAUUAAGCAUAUUGAUACUAUGUGUUGUUUCUUUAA
Medicago truncatula (barrel medic) is the source of this 931-nucleotide messenger RNA. RefSeq names its product cuticle collagen 2. The coding region runs from base 73 to 753 and encodes 226 amino acids. The transcript has 2 exons. The record is from RefSeq and is a predicted model, not a curated record. NCBI's taxonomy places the organism in Eukaryota, Viridiplantae, Streptophyta, Magnoliopsida, Fabales, Fabaceae.